Messenger RNA from Vigna umbellata (rice bean), 564 nucleotides. RefSeq names its product PLASMODESMATA CALLOSE-BINDING PROTEIN 5-like. The record is from RefSeq and is a predicted model, not a curated record. Lineage: Eukaryota; Viridiplantae; Streptophyta; Magnoliopsida; Fabales; Fabaceae.
CAUUCCUAGGUGUGUCGGUUAUUGAAGAAAGAUAAACUCUGAAAUUCUAUAAAGAGAGUAGCAAAUAGAAAUAUUUUUCAGCCAUUACAUGAAUCGAAACAUGUUUCAAGGAUAGCUCAUGAAGAACAAUGAAUUCUCCAAUGCUCAAAAUUCUAAUAGCUCUGCUGCUUUUGACUCUAUCUUUUCAAGCAUAUGGACAGUUUGAGGAAUGGUGCAUAGCAGAUGAGCAGACACCAGAUGAGGAGUUACAAAGGGCCAUAGAUUGGGCUUGUGAAAAUGGUGGAGCAGAUUGCAGCAUGAUAAAAGUGAACCAACCAUGUUACCUUCCAAAUAGCUUGAAGAACCAUGCCUCCUAUGUCUUCAACAGUUACUAUCAGAGGUUCAAGCACAAUGGAGGCUCUUGCUAUUUCAAUUCUGCUGCAAUCACCACUGAUCUUGACCCAAGUAAUGGCUCAUGCAAGUAUGAAUUGCUUCCUUGAAUAAUGUAUGAAGUGAUUUAUUUUCUAAGAUCAUAUUUUGCAGUUAAACUUUGUUGGCAGUAAUGGAGUCUGUAUGCUUAUGUUA